CAGAGCAUGUGGGGGCCGCCGGCCGGCCAGCGCCCCCGGGAGUGAGCGCCAGGUCCGCGUGCUGUGUGUGGUGCCCCCCGUCCCUUAGGAUGAGUAACUGCAGCAGCCGCGCGCUGACGCUGCUUAGUAGCGUGUUCGGGGCCUGUGGGCUGCUGCUGGUGGGCAUCGCGGUCAGCACCGACUACUGGCUUUACAUGGAGGAGGGCAUCGUGCUGCAGCAGAACCAGACCACCGAGAUCAAGAUGGCGCUGCAUGCCGGGCUCUGGAGAGUCUGCUUCUUCGCUGGCCGGGAGAAGGGCCGGUGUGUGGCAUCAGAGUAUUUCCUGGAACCCGAGAUAAACCUGGUGACGGAAAACACGGAGAACAUCUUGAAGACAGUUCGCACGGCCACCCCCUUCCCCAUGGUCAGCCUCUUCCUUGUCUUCACGGCCUUCGUCAUCAGCAACAUCGGCCACAUCCGGCCACAGAGAACCAUCCUGGCCUUCGUCUCCGGCAUCUUCUUCAUCCUCUCUGGCCUGUCUCUCGUGGUGGGAUUAGUUCUCUACAUCUCCAGCAUCAACGAUGAGGUGAUGAAUCGGCCCAGUGGGUCGGAGCAGUAUUUCCACUAUCGCUACGGCUGGUCCUUCGCCUUCGCAGCCUCCUCCUUCCUCCUCAAAGAGGGCGCCGGCGUGAUGUCCGUAUACCUUUUCACAAAGCGCUAUGCGGAAGAGGAGAUGUACCGUCCCCACCCGGCCUUCUACCGCCCACAGCCUGAGCGACUGCUUGCCGACUACUCGGGCCAGUUCCUGCACCCGGAGGUGUGGCACCGCGGGCGCAGCCCCUCCGACAUCUCCAGCGACGUCUCCAUCCAGAUGACCCAGAAUUACCCCCCUGCUAUCAAGUACCCCGAGCACAUGCACAUAUCCACCUCGCCCUGCUAGGCCAGCCCCCCAGACCAUCCCCCACCGGGGCCUGCCAGCCGCCCCCCACCCCAGAGACUGU
Molecule: messenger RNA, 981 nt
Organism: Gopherus evgoodei (Goodes thornscrub tortoise)
Lineage: Eukaryota; Metazoa; Chordata; Testudines; Testudinidae
Product: voltage-dependent calcium channel gamma-7 subunit-like
Exons: 6
Coding region: 90-920 (276 amino acids)
Biological process (GO): calcium ion transport; neurotransmitter receptor internalization; transmission of nerve impulse
Cellular component (GO): postsynaptic density membrane; AMPA glutamate receptor complex
Molecular function (GO): voltage-gated calcium channel activity; channel regulator activity
Source: RefSeq, a predicted model, not a curated record